AUGCCGGAACCCAUCAUCUCCCUCAACAAUACGGGUCUUCAGGAGAUGCCUUUUCCUUCAACGGAAUACAACAAGCUUCCUCAUAUUCACACUAUGGCGGAUGCAGCAGCCAACCACUCGAAGGCUCAUGCUAUUCUUCUUGGAAUCAUAGCGGCUCAUAGGCUAAACAAAAUCUUCACUCUCCAUCUGGUCCAUAAACAUUUUGACAUUCCGGAGGGACGCUGCGUGGUUUACGAGAACAUCCAGAGAAAAGAUCAUGAUGAUUUCGUUCUAUGCAGCCCCAGGCUUCCAGAAAACUGCUCGGAUGUGCGUGGCCUUUACUUCAAGGUGACCGCCGAGGGAAAUAUGGUCGCCUACGAGUUCACGACAGAACCAGGUGCUGACCUUUCUGCGUACGAAGACUUCGUGGCUGAAUUCUCUUCGACUGUGAUCGAACUUGGAGUUCAGAACGUAUUCGCUCUUACUGCUCUGUCGAUCUGUCCAAAAAACAAGAUAUUAACAGAGUUUGAGUUAUCUCAAGUCCUCUCCACAGUCUUGGUUUCUGAUGCUUCGUGGCUGCCGGCCCAGGACAAGGCAAAAUCUACAUCUACAGAUUGGGCUGCAACACAGGACUAUGCAAAAUAUGCAGAGGGUCCAGUGCCUGGAAUUAUCCAACUGAAGUGUACGCAAACCAAAGCCGGCAACCAUUACAAUGUCACGUGCAGUACAACCAGAUCGGGGAAACAUUACGAGCAAAAAAAAAAAAAAGGGUGGCCCUUUUUUUGGCGGAGAGCCUGA
Molecule: messenger RNA, 777 nt
Organism: Penicillium brevicompactum
Lineage: Eukaryota; Fungi; Ascomycota; Eurotiomycetes; Eurotiales; Aspergillaceae
Exons: 1
Coding region: 1-777 (258 amino acids)
Source: RefSeq, a predicted model, not a curated record